Molecule: messenger RNA, 4945 nt
Organism: Neurospora tetraspora
Lineage: Eukaryota; Fungi; Ascomycota; Sordariomycetes; Sordariales; Sordariaceae
Exons: 6
Coding region: 1-4674 (1557 amino acids)
Biological process (GO): transmembrane transport
Cellular component (GO): membrane
Molecular function (GO): ATP hydrolysis activity; ATP binding; ABC-type transporter activity
Source: RefSeq, a predicted model, not a curated record
AUGCACAGCAAGACAUUGGCGAUUCUCCACGGCAUUCAACUUUUCUCGGUUCUCAUUGUGGUAGUGGCCUUUGCUUCAUUUCCUCGACGCCCAGAUAUCUACCAUAAGGAACAGCUUGUUGACCAACAAAAGGCGGUGUCACUACUUUCUCUGCUGUCGUUCUCCUGGAACCUCAACAUCUUCAAGGCCGCAGAGGAGAGGCAACUGGGAACGGCAGAUCUGCCCAGGUUAGAGUUCAUCACGCGUUCAGAGAAUAUCCAGCAAAAUUUCACCGAAAACAAAAAGCCGGGCCGUUUCUGGCAACAACUGCUCAGGUUCAAUGCGCGCAACUUGGCACGUCAAUGGGCAUUGGCCUUGUUGAUAGCCAUCUUGUCGAUAUUUCCCCAGAUCGUGCUCUACAACUUCAUUUCCAAGAUAGAAAAGGGAACCCAGCAGCACUCGCCCAAAGACCCCAUGUUGCUGGUCUGGGCACUUGCUUUGUUUCUUACACAGGCACUGCAAGUUGGUGCCACGAAUUGGCUGAAAUGGAUUACCGAAAGCAGAAUGGAUAUUCCCCUUGAGUCGUUGGUGCAGACUCUGGUGUUUGCCAAAGCUCUCAAGCAGUACGAUACCGUCAGUCCAGGGCAAGACGGUAACGGCCAGCCGGACGCUAUGCUGAAACCCAAAAAGAAGAAGGAUGGGGAGAAGGGACAAUCGGCCUACAACCUGUUAAAGGUUGACAGUUCUCGCGUCACCAACUUUUGUCAAUGCAACAGCGACCUGCCCAUGGCCGCUUUCAAGCUUGCUCUCGCCAGCGCCUUCCUUAUCCGCUUGAUGGGAUGGUUACCUGUCCUGUCUGGACUUAGUGCUGCCAGUCUAGCCAUCCCCCUCAAUCUCCACCUGUCAAGGAAGCAACGAGACCAGAACUUUGGUUUGAUGCGAGUCCGAGAUUUCAAAGCGCACUUGCUGGCCGAGGCGUUGCUGGGAAUGCGCCAGAUCCGGUACUCGGCCCUUGAAGACUUUUGGGAGGACAAGAUCCUGGCAAGCAGAGACGAUGAGCUCAAGCAGUACUGGAGGGUGGCACUUGGGAAGUGCCUCAUCUUCUUCACCGUCAACAUUGCACCUCUGUUGCUGGCCAGCGUUACCUUCACGGUCUAUGUGUGGCAACAAGGGUCCCAUAUCAAAGCGUCGGUCAUCUUCACGGCCCUCGGGUUGUUUGACCAGCUGGAUGAUGCAGUAACGCUUUUGCGAAAGGUGCAAGUCAACCUAGUUGAAGCGUGGGCAAGUGUCUCAAGACUGGACAAAUACUUUGGCCGUCUUGACAAGCAAGAGGUCACUAUGCCAGGGAGUUUGGUCGCUUUCGAGGACGCUACCGUGGCUUGGCCCCGACCUGAAGAUACCGAUGAGGUCGGAGAUGCUCAGGCGUCGCCUCGAGGAGCACAUUCGAUACUCAAAGAUAUUAACGUGAGGUUCCCGCCUGGUGAGCUCAGCGUCAUCGCGGGCAAGACCGGCUCCGGCAAAAGCCUCCUCCUCGCAGCAAUCGUAGGCGAAGUCAAGCUCAUAGCGGGCGACAUCUACGUUCCUUCCGCACCGGAGCCGAGUGACGACGAGAAUAUCCGAGACCAAACCUGGAUUAUACCCUCCCUGACCUGCUUUGUGUCCCAGACCCCUUGGAUUGAAAGCGGCACGGUCAGGGACAACAUCCUCUUUGGCCUGAAGUUCAACCGCCUCCGCUACCGAAAAGUUCUUUGCGCUUGCGCCCUGGAGAAAGAUUUGCAUCUUUUGGUUGAUGGUGACCAAACAGAAGUCGGACCCAAAGGCGUUUCGCUGUCCGGCGGGCAGAGAUGGAGAAUAGCCCUCGGCCGCGCCCUGUACUCGCGUGCCGGCAUUAUCGUCAUGGAUAAUAUCCUGAGCGCUGUCGACACGCAUGUGAGCAGGUUGAUAGUCGAGGAGGCGCUCACGGGAGAGUUGGCCGUCGGAAGGACCAGAAUUCUAGCGACCCAUCAUGUCGAUCUUGUUCGCCCGUACGCCAGCUGUCUGGUGCGUCUCAGGGGCGGGCGCCUCAAGUCUGUUGUGUACAAGGCUCCCGAAACCCAGAACUUGACACCUACGACUGCGGUAUUUGAGCCUGGUAGCCUACCAUGGGCUAGACCUGACAACGGAGCAAGCUCGUCUUCCAGUUCGACCACAAGGGUUAUUGAGAGGAGACAAACUGGCGAGGAAAAGAGAGCUGUUGGAUGGGUCAAAUGGGACGUGUACAAGGCAUACUAUAAGGCCAGCGGUGGUGCCCUGAACUGGGCUCUAGGCAUGGCUGUGCUCUUUGUUGGUCACGGUCUGGGUAUUGUUCGUACCUGGAGUCUCAAGGAGCUUGCUCAAAGGGCUGCUCAGCUGACUUUUGGAUACGCUGCUGACCAUCAUAUGCCCUGGACCUCCAAGCUCAGCAUUCGCUUUUGGAUCUCAACAUAUGCUCUAGUUUGCUUCCUCGUCGGUGUUUCUCAAAUCGCCCGCGAUGUUGCCUUCACCCUCAUCGGAAUGAGAGCCUCGAGGAAGCUGUUUCAACAGCUCACACAUGCAAUCCUCCGGGCGCCCAUUAGAUGGAUUGAGACCGUACCGGCAGGUCGCCUUAUCAACCGCUUCACCUCGGACAUGUCAGUCGUCGAUAAACCGCUGGCCACCCCGACGUUUACGUUCCUACAAGCAGCCGUCCUCCUGAUGAUCAUCGUCGUAACAUGUUCCUCCGUCUCGCUAUCAAUCCUCUUCUUCGUCAUACUUCUCUUCGCCCUCUACGUAUACAUCGCGAGCAACUUCAUACACGUCGCCAGGGAAGUCAAACGCCUCAAGUCCGUCUCCAACUCCCCGAUCUACGACCAAUUCAGCUCCGUGCUGUCCGGGCUAACGACCAUUCGCGCCUUCAAACGCACACAGUCCUACACCAACAACUUGUACCAACUGAUCGACGCCAACAGCUCUGCGAACUGGGCGCAGCAGCUCCUGAAGAGAUGGAUGGGUUUCCGCAUGGGCAUGCUCGGCGCCGUCUUUGUCACUGUCGUGGCCAGUGCCGUGGCAUUGGGUGGUGUGGACGCUGCGCUCGCGGGAUUCAGCUUGUCUUUUGCCUUCCGUUACACGUCUGCGCUCACGUCUCUGCUGGAGGCCGUGGCUGCGCUGGAAUUGGGAUUCAACUCGUGCGAGAGGGUGUUGGAGUACAUCGAGGUUGAGCGUGAAAGUGAACAGGGUCUGGACGCCCCUGCGGCCUGGCCGGCCGAGGGGAGAAUCGAAGUCGAGAACCUCACUGCCUCGUAUGCCCGCCAUCUUCCGCCUGUCUUGUCUGAUCUCAACUUCCGUGUUGGAGCUGGCGAGCGGGUUGGGAUCGUUGGGCGGACAGGCGCGGGCAAGUCAACGCUUGCUUCUGUUCUUUUCCGUCUUCUGGAACCCAGCAGAGGCUCAAUCCGCAUUGACGGCCUCGAUAUUUCCACCUUGAAGCUGACACAGCUGCGAAAGAGCCUCGUCAUUAUCCCCCAGGAUCCAUUCCUGUUCUCAGGCACCCUACGUUCCAACCUAGAUAUGGAAGGCCGUCUAGACGACACAGAGAUAUACGACGCCCUACGACGUGUCAACCUAAUCGGUUCAACCUACAGCAAUAUGAGUUACCCACCAUCAGUUUAUACACCGGUGAUGGGUCCCAGCACAGCCGUCUCUACCCACCCAAACACAGCCGCCACCACACCGCUCCUGGCACCUGUUGUUGUUCCCCCAACCGUCGAUAUCACAGUCGAGCCCGCGCUCGAAGAAGUCGACAUGUUCGACGACAUCCACACCCUCGGCGACAACCGCGUCCAAAUCACCCCUUUCGUUCUCGACACCAACGACAACGACCCCCUCGACCUCCUCACCUUCGAUCCCCCUCCCGAAGAUCCAACACCCGUCACCUCCCUCCCCGAAGUCGAACACCCCCCCACAGCCGAGCCCGAGCCCUCAGCACCAGAAGAAGAAGAAGAACCCCUCUCCCCACCACCCGUAACCCUUCCCGCCCUUCUCCUCCCACUCCCCCCCUCCCCAGCCAUCUCCGCCAUCUCCACAACCGCCAGCACCGCCAAUACCAACACCACGGGUAACCACCGCGUCAACCCCUUCACCAACCUCUCCCACCCCAUCACCACAGGCGGCUCCAACCUCUCGCAAGGCCAGCGGCAGCUCGUCUGCCUCGCGCGCGCUUUGCUCACCCGCCCCAACAUCAUGGUUUUGGACGAGGCCACGUCGGCCAUCGACCAGGCGACCGACGCGGCCAUCCAGCGUUCGCUGCGCGAGUGCAUUGAGGGGCAGGGCACCACGGUGCUGGUGAUUGCCCAUCGGCUGUCGACGGUGGCGGAUUUUGAUAAAGUGCUGGUGCUGGAUAAGGGGCGGGUGGUGGAGUUUGGGGCGCCGGGUGAGUUGGUGAGGAGAGGGAUUGAGUGGGAUAGGGAUGGGCGGAGGGCGGAAAGGGAGGGGUAUGGAGAGGAGGAGGGUGGUGGUGCUGGUGCUGGUGAGCACGGUGAGAGGGUGGCGGAGAGGAGUGUAGGUAGUAGUGAGUAUUUUGGGGAUGAUGAAGGUUCGGGGGAGGAUGGGGAAGAAGGCGAGAUGAGUACGUUUUGGGGGCUGGUGAAGAAAAGUGCGGAACGGGAUAGGUUGGUGGAGAUGAUUCUUGGGGGGAGUUCGUGAAGACAGAAGUCUAGGGAUAAGGCAUCCGCACAGUUGGGCAAGUAAAAGGUUGGGAAGGAACCGAGCACGAGAAGGAAACUGAAGGGAAAUUCAGAAUCUUUGGGUAGCUGAUGAGACUGGUGGGGGGUUCCGUGAAUUAGCGUUGCCUUAUACAGCUUUGCCAUGUUGAAUACUAUAUAUUCCGCGACUGAUUAAUUUUGUAAAAUUGGUGAUGCUGUGUAUCACGCUAGACAUUACAUAAUGUCUAUGUUAAGGAUCUUGAUGUCCUCCA